This is a messenger RNA of Topomyia yanbarensis, 13466 nucleotides long. RefSeq names its product palmitoyltransferase app (gene app). The record is from RefSeq and is a predicted model, not a curated record. Gene Ontology annotation, molecular function: protein-cysteine S-palmitoyltransferase activity. Gene Ontology annotation, cellular component: endoplasmic reticulum; Golgi apparatus. The transcript has 10 exons. Gene Ontology annotation, biological process: protein targeting to membrane; peptidyl-L-cysteine S-palmitoylation. The coding region runs from base 1185 to 3650 and encodes 821 amino acids. NCBI's taxonomy places the organism in Eukaryota, Metazoa, Arthropoda, Insecta, Diptera, Culicidae.
AAGAGAUCGUCGUUGAAGAAAAUCGACUCCAAAAUCAGACCCAAAAAUUUUAGAAAAUGGUGACGAAGUUUUGACACCUUUUAAUUUCUGGGACUGGUUGCGAACGCGUUGAAGGAUAAACGAUCAAAGUGUUUUUGUAUUUGUAGAAGCAGUUUAUAUGUGCGCAGCAUGAAGAAACUCGAAAGUAAAGGAAAAAUGUUUUGAAGGUGUCUCCGCAUACGGAUCGACUUGUCGCUGGGUGUUGCCAACAAGUGAAAAAAUUGAUAAUUCUGGCAAUAGCUGUGCUUCGGUGGCAAUUGAAUUGCUUUAAAUGUGUGACCGUGGAAUAAAGAAACCACCUGCAAAAGGAAAUAGCUGAAAUUGUUCAGCCGCUGAACUCAAAGUAAAGUGCAUUUUUCCCUGGGGACAGAAAAAUGUUUUCACUGCUUUUCAUUCUGGUGCGUGUGUUCGUUGUUUGAACGAAGAAGCAUAAAACGAGUUGAUUACUUUCGAUUAUGAUAUGAUAGAUUGGCUACAUGCAUGAGUGAGGUACUAGCUCGCAGCAAGAAUCGGUAGAAUAACCAAAACGUUCACCAAGGCUGGCGUUUGCUCCAGAAUAUGAUUACUCAUCGUCGGCUCAGUAAACAUUCACGCCAACAUUAGCUUUAACCACGGGAGGAGCACACCCAGACACGCCCUGCGCGAAUGACAGUCACUAAGUAAAUCUUGCAGCACAUUUUCCCAUAAUUGCAGCAUCAUCAAGUAUCCACAAUGUACACAGUGUGAAAAGACGCCACCAUAAGCUGUGUGAUCCUAGCAAAAAUGCUUGUUCGGCUCAAAGUGAUGAGGUAAUACGACAAAUACUUCCAACCACCCAGGCAGCUCGUUUCCGCUAUCUGGUUCCGUAAUUUGGAAAAUUGCUAAGAAAGGCAAGCGCUAGCAAACAGACAAGAAACACUAAAAGUUAAAACAUCACAAAACGAGCUCGUCGUCGGUCGAAAAAUGAUUUCAUUGGGGAGAAUUUUACCACCCAACCGAGACACCAGCGGCAAUCAACAUUGCGGAACAGUGCCCAAAUAGACCAAAUCGACCUGGAAGAGUAAAACUCGAAAGGAAAGGAUCAAGCGUAAUUUAGGGAAAAAUUGAAAUUAUUAUAAAACAUCACCAGUAAAGUACAAACUUAGAGUUUACGAGCACUUGCAACAAUGGCACCGAGUCAGAAGGUCACGAAAAAAUGGGAAAUUUUUGCUGGACGAAACAAGUUCUAUUGCGAUGGGUACCUGAUGACGGCUCCCAAUUCCGGUGUCUUUUACUUUACCGUUGUGCUCAUCACCGGAACCAGUGGUCUAUUUUUUGCAGUUGAUUGUCCGUUUCUGGCAGAGCGGAUAACGCUGGCUAUUCCAAUUAUCGGAGGCAUUUUGUUUGUGUUCACGAUGAGCUCUCUUUUUCGCACAUCAUUCAGCGAUCCAGGGAUCAUUCCACGUGCCUCCCAGGACGAGGCCGCAUACAUCGAAAAGCAGAUCGAAGUGCCAAACUCACUUAACAGCCCGACAUACCGACCGCCACCCCGAACGAAAGAAGUCUUCGUCAAAGGUCAGACGGUAAAGCUUAAAUAUUGCUUUACUUGCAAGAUAUUUCGACCACCGCGGGCAUCGCACUGUAGUCUAUGUGAUAAUUGUGUUGAUCGGUUCGAUCAUCAUUGCCCUUGGGUGGGCAACUGCGUGGGAAAACGAAACUAUCGUUUCUUCUAUAUGUUUAUAGUCUCUCUCGCAUUCUUAGCAGUAUUCAUAUUUUCUUGUACAACAACGCAUAUAGUUUUGUUGUUCAAAGACGAGGAUCAGUUUUUUGACAUUGUCAAAAAGACUCCGUUUAGUGUGAUAAUAGCAAUAAUUUGUUUCUGCUCGGUGUGGUCCGUGAUAGGCCUUGCCGGCUUCCACACCUACCUAACAACCAGUGAUCAGACAACGAAUGAAGAUAUAAAAGGUUCUUUCACCUCGAAAGGCGGCCAGCAGACGGUCAAUCCCUACUCUCAGGGCAAUAUUUGUCUAAACUGUUUUCACAUUCUUUGUGGACCAAUAACUCCAUCGCUAAUUGAUAGGAGGGGUGUCGUGACUGAUGAGUAUCGAACACAGAUGCAACCUCCGGACAAAUACAACAACGCGCCGGUUCCGCCACUGGUCGUAAUGCAACCAGGAUUGGACGCAAUCAACAAACCGUAUAGUUUAGAGAACGAAACACAAAACUCAAACACCGGCGUUUUUCGGCAGCGCAGCUACGAUAACUUACAUAAUGGUAAGUCGCCAUCCAUCAAAUCAUCACUUAGCAGUAUCAAUAAUCUAACUAAUCUGAAUGUGACUAACUCAAACCAUCUUAAUACUAGCAAUAAUAGUAGCCAAAUUAAAAAUGUCCAAUUAUCGCAAUCUCCAUCACAGUACAAUAAUCUCUCAUUGUCUUAUGUAAAUCUUUCGCAAAAAACGCAACCAAAACUGUAUCACUCUGCGACAUGCAAUGUGACAUUAUCGAACUUCAUGCCGACUCACAACACUCCCAUGCUAAACAAUAACCCGAAUGCCAAUUACCAACCGAACCCACGUUGUCUGCAACCGCAACACCAUCUUCCGGCAGCUCCGAUACCGACGAAUUUCAAGUAUUUCGCUCCGCAGUCCAAGUACAAUACCUACAGCGACAGUCAGAAUCAACUAGUUCCGCAAACUUCUUCCGCAGAAGUGCUACAAAACCAUCAAUCCAGUGACGCACACAACCAGCAACAACAAAUACUUCAACAGCAACAGCAGCAACAACAGAUCAAUAUAAACAUCAAUUUGACUCUACCAAGGUACCCGUAUCACAAAAACCGUGCUAUCGGUAGAAAAUCACCCCAAGACCUGCAAUUGCACGAUCAAUCUAGCAAGAUGUUCUAUUCAAACCAUCCACCUUAUUAUAGCCAUUCUAGCAUAAACAGUCUGAACAACAGCUGUAGUGCACCAUCCCAAAACAACUUGCUAGUCCUUUCUGACUCGUCAUCCUCUUCGACUACUACCAUCUCGUCUACGACUUCCACAAGCUCUUCGAUGGAACAAUCCAACAUGUUACCAUCAGGAUCGUCGUCUUACCUUAACAGUUACGACACGAUCUCUGACCAACUUCCAACAAACUCACUUCCACACACUUGUCCCGGAAGUCCCCGGGCGCAUUGUGCCAGUCCCAGCUACAGCGAAUUGGAUCCAAUGCUCCAAAAAACUAAACAAACACAUCACAAAAAUUAUAAGUUCUACAAAAAUAAAUAUCAACAGCAGUCCCAGCUGGUACAUGCGUCUGCCGGGAAUCCUAUAUCUCCUCAGCCAUCCUUCAGUCAGUUUAGUCCAAGUUUCUGGAGUGCCAACAGUAACCGAAGUAGUGUUAUCAGCACCGGGACGCUCGGUUCAAUUAGCUUUGCUGCCGUCGGCAAUGGAAGUGCAAGUGGUGGUGUUGGUGGAGAUUGCAACGGUAGCAUUCUCAGCGGAGGAACUUAUCAGAAUUAUGGUGGCGUGGGGGUAAUCGGAGCCAACAGUAGUAGUAGUCCUUACGCACAGCGUCGAGCCGAUAAACAGCGAUUUUCAAACGUGUACGAUUAUAAGUUCAACAAUUUUGAUCUAAACUCAAUACACGAGGACGCUUCUAACGAAACAUAACACAUAUUGCAUUUUUAGUUUUGUAAUUUUUUAUAAGCUUAGAUGAGAGCGUGCCAAGAAACUGACGUAGAUUCAAUGUGGCUAGUUUUUCACAUGCGCUCUGCUUUUGCUUCGGAGGGUACAGAUGUCGGCAUUUGUGGUUGGAAUUGACGGUGUUUACCGCAAAGCAGGGGGGAUCUUUUGAUAUGUUGAAUCAUCAAAUUACCAUGUUAAUAUAAAUACCUACUUGAUGUUGAAAAUAUGGAACUUUAUGGCCGAAGGGAAUCCUUUAGCUGAAACCUGGCGUUUCAAUACCCGGCACAUGACCAUACAAAAAGAUGGAUGUCGAGCCCAAUACGUCGGAGAUGCACAUAAAACGCGUAGUGAUAGAACAAGAACCCGAACAUCACACAAUUGCAAUCCCUACCCCCCAUCCAUCCUUUAAAUACACCCUACUUAGUUCUACAAGGAUUUUAGACCGUCGAUAAUGCCGGGCGUUGUCGGCGUAAUGCCAAAAGAUAUCGAGGGAAGAAUAUCGUCGAUUGAAUACCGCAGUAUAUGAAACUCAAACGGGCUCAAACUGACAUGCAUCUGAAUCCAACAUAAUUUUGGAAAUUUUUGAACUUCAAGCGAAAAUGCGGCGAACUCUUCCGAAGAUUCGGCUUAACGAGGUUUCUUUUCUGUCUUUGUUGUGAAUAAUAUCUCUGGCGUGGAAGCUGAGAACGCCUCCAUGGAUGAUCUUGAAAAUUUUGUUGGUUUUAAUAUUAUCCUUAUCACUCCAUAGAUGAUUGUUUCCACCGCGAAUAAAUUGCAAAUACUCGGCGGGACUGGGUGGCAUAACAGCUACCGUUUAUAAUCCGCUACUGUUUUGUCAAGCUUUUGUUUAAUUUCUUCAACAAAUCGUUUAAGCAGGUUACAUUUCAAGCGAUUUGAAAAUACUCUUUCAUGUUUCCACCUACAGUUUACACCGAUUUGAAGGGUGCAGUGAAUACUCUUAAAGAAUGCCAUGGCUUGGUGCACAACGGAAGUAUAUUGACUGGUUAAGGCCUUAUUUGUGUGUUAGAGUCCUACCCACGAGACUGGAAUCCUGAGUUUACUCUCAUUUUACGAACAGAUCUGAAGUCCCACAAGGCACUGUUUGUAUUGUUCUUUGUUUAUUGUUUGUGUUUAUUUGUUGUAUCUUCACCAACAGACUCCUUGGCCCCAAUGGUGGUCGCUUAAACUAAUAGCAUUCCACGAUAGAAAUUGUUUAAGCUUUUAUCGAAUUCCUCGUUAGGUUCAAGUCAACAGCCGUUGCCACACUAUUAAAAAUACACUGAAGUCUGGUAACAGCACUCUGGCGACCAUGGUUGGUUCUCCUGAACAGUAAUCGCAGAAGAGAGUUAUUGCGUAGAGUUCAAACGCGGGUUGAAGAUCCGAGACGAACAGAGCUCGAGAGCAGUCCCUCCGGGUGUCUACUGUGUCGAGCUUUAUUAAGUAACAACGGUUUUUCUAGCUCGGCAGCUGAUAUCUGUUUUGCCAUGGAAGAUGUCGGAUUGCAAAGCGUAUAAACCGACGUUGGACAGCCUCGAUUCUGUCAACGCCGUUCUGGUGGUACGGAUUCCAAACAACAGUACAAUAUUCUAGUGUGGAGCGAACCAACGCGCAUUAGAGUGAUUUUAAACGGUAAACGUCCCUAAAGUUUUUCGCUAUUCGGAAGAUGAACCCAAACUGUCUUCAUGCCUUAUCCACGAUGUAUGAAGUAUGUGGUUUGGACUUGUUCGGAUCAUUCGGGCUUUUAUACCACGGCGAACGACGAUAAGCACACCACCACCUGAUGUCUUGUGGCUGUUGUGGGCAUUGCAAUCACAGCGGUAGGCAUCGAAUGUUGAGCCAAACACCUGGCGAGACAGAGUACGGUUGUCGAUCCACUGCAUAACAGCAGCCCAUGGUCGCGAUCAAAUGGCUGUCCGUUGAUGAAUUUAAGCCACCAACAUUUUGGUAACAAACUUUAAUGUUGUUGGAGGACGGAUCAGGUCCAGUAGAGACUGAAGCCGUUUUGGGCGUGUUAGAAGAUCCCUUAGUCAAUCCCACGAACAGUAUCGGAACGGCUAACAAUCGACGCAUCCCGAAUCAAAUGCGUCGCGCCCCAGAAUACGACGAUCGUCAUCGGCGAAAGAAUUGGUUGACAUCUGGUAACAAGAUGUCGGUGCGAACGGCAAAUUACUGGAAGCGAAGAAUGCAUCGGCCUAUGAAGUGCUCGGAGCAGUUGUAUACUUGACUUUCAUAGCGGAUUGGAAGAUCCUUUCACCCAUCCCACACACAGGACCGGGAUGACCGAUGAUCGCUGGUUGCAAAUGCUCGGUUGUGUCGGAGGGAUUGGGAGCUUCCAUAGUUCGAACUGCGGUACAUCCCAUUAUGCGUUGAACCCCGAUGGCGAUCCGGACGGUAGUAGCUUACGGCGAUAGUUAGAUAAUGAGCUAGCAGCGUGAAUCGGCUCAACCGUUGUACCGUUACAAUUUAUAUAAAACUUUCCGAGAAAGGCGGCUUGGAAGACCCCUUCUCCACUCAUACAUACAGAAUCAGGAAGACUGCUGAACGCUGGCGGCAAGGGCUCGACUGUAGCGGGGAUCUCCAGGGCUUCCAUAGUAUCAACCUCGUUGCGAUCGGCAGGGUCGUUGAUGGGACUGGUUCCAUUAGCGGAGUACAUGCUUCUUCUGGAGGCGGAGGAAAAUGUGUCGGCGGUCACCAAAAGGCUCUGGAUACGGCUAUCCUCAAAUUCCCUGAACAGUAUGCCUUGCGGCCAUGUGUCAGGGUUAGGAGCUGCAUCGCCGCGGUACUUUGGAUAAACUCCAACGUUGAAGGAUAUGAAGUUCAAAGUACUGACUUUUAUGCCUUAUUUAACAAGCGGAAUAACCUUUAUCUGCUCGUUGCAAUUUCUUUGGACAUAUUGUUCGACAUUCCCCUUGCUAACGCUCGGAUGAAAGCGGGAAAGAUACAACCAGAGCAACGGCGUGGGAGGUUUAAACGUAACAAUGUUGACUAGCUUUCGAACGCCAACAAGAAUAUUGCUCGGAUUAUGGCCAUACUCGUGGCGAUGUUUCUGACGUGGUUGAGAGGUAUCAGGAUUUGGCCGAACUGGACCUUUCUAGCGGAGCGCGAAAUUUUAUUAUUUUUGGAUAACUCGGCCUUUUAGUUCAGCUCAGACCUCAUCCGUGUUCCCAGCGAUAGCAGCGAUAACACAUCCAAGCAAAGAAACGAUGUCACGAAAGCUAACAAACUUCAUCAGCUUGACACAUUCAUUGCAUAUCCAAAAUAAGUUUGGAUUUUCCGCAAGAAUCCUCAAUCGGCUUGUUAAGUUGUUUCGCGCAUUCCAUAUCCACCAGAUUUUUGCAAAAACCCAUGCGUUGGAUGAAGGCGUCGUACGAUUUGACGAUUUUCACGCAGUGUUCGCAUGCACUUGCCAUAAUGCGUGCCGAUCUGAGAAUGCAGACAAUGAAAUAUAGAUGGCACUGCGUUCGGUUGAAAAUUUUGGUGAAAAAAGUCAGUAAAGGUACACAAAUUUUGAUUUUAAAUAACAAUUUUCCCGUUUGAUAUAGUGAUAAACAAGAUUCAGGUUUGAUUCAAUCAAUACUGUUGGUUGAAAUUACCAACAAUUUCAUUUGUUGACUUUUCAAUAGUUUCAACAAAUAUUUCGUUUGAAACAACAAAAUCAUGAUAAAUUUAACCGAACAAACAAGUUUGAAGAAACAAAAAAAAAUCUUUUUUAUUAAUCAAAGGAGAAAACAGCUCUAAUUUAGUUGAAAUCAAACUAAGAUCCUGUUGGUUUUGAACAAAGAGAAGUUAGAUCUAACAAACUUUUAUUUUGUUUCAACAAUGUUUCUAUUAAAAACGCAAGAAGAAGUAUUAGUUGAACUAAACCAAAUACAUGCUUUCGAGAAACGCCAAUUUUGUGUUGUUGUUUCAAAAAGGCCUGAUUCUUCUGCGUGAAGCAAACUAAUCGGUAAGAAUACACUGAACCAAAAAUUAUGGUGCUUGGUGUUAGAAGUACACUGGUUUAUGCUGAUGAUUUAUAGUUGUACCUUGCAGUUCGCUCUAUCGACGACUGCGUCCGUUUGCAAGAGCUUCUGGAUACGUCCGUUGGCUGGAGACAUAGAAAUUGACUCAUUGUUAGUACCACGAAAUAUCAUAAUUUUCCACCAUAGUUCAUAGUCUAUGCGAACCAUUUGGACGGCGUUGUAUGUCGCCCAUACUUGUACAGCAUACUCUAAGGUGUUCCGGACCAUUACGCAAUAUAUUGAUUUCAGCGCGUACAAAUCCACAAAAUCAACUGUGUUCCGUUUUAGAAAGCCCAUUGUUGCAAAUGCCUUUGCCGUUGUUGAAGUGAUGUGGUCGGCGAAGCGAAAGGGUAUAUUCGCAACGCCUUAGAACUGCCAAGCGUCCGAAGCUUAUCGAAGUAGAUCGGCAUGACGUUUAGUAAGCACCAUUCCUCUAUAUUGUCUAUAUCAUUUUGAGUAUAGCAGUGUCGAGUCCAGAGGAAAUUGAAGGAAAGAUUUUCAGAUGAUCAGCGUAGAGUAGUUUUUCACACUUGAUGCGGAUCUUUGAUGAAUAAGAAAAAGAUAAGUGGCCCUAGACGACUUCCUUGAGGCACACCGGUUGGCUUUACGAAUGCGCUUGAGCGUGCGGUGCCAAUUCUAACGAAGGCGGAUCGUUGUGAGUGGUAAGAAUGCAUCCAUCUGGUUACCCAGUCAGGAAAACCUAGUCGCUCCAGUUUCAAAACAGCAAUGUUGUGUCAAAUGCUUUCGCGAAAUCAAAAUAUACCGCGUCCACUUGUCGAAGCUUCUCAACAGCUGGAAUUUGAAAACUUCCGUACGUCAUCAAGCUUGAAGAGGCGGAACGUUUUUUUACGAAUCCGUACUGACAUUCGUCAAUUAUGUUGCAUUAUAGAGAAACUUUUCCACAACUUUAGCUAGACAGUUCAAUAACGAGAUGGCUCUGUAAUUCUCGAUAUUGUGGGUGUUUCCAGCCUUAUGGAUGAGAACUAUAGCAGCUUCUUUCCAUACACUUGUGAUAACAUUUUCCGAGAUUGAGAUCUGGAAAAUUAUGCUUACUGGUGCAGAGAGAACUUAGGCACAAUGUUUUAUAAACGCAGGAAACAAGGAAUUCGUACCAGGCCCUUUCAAUGGAUCAACGCUGAACAGAGCGCUGAAUACACCGGAAACAUUUACGUUAGAACGAAGAAGGGUGAUAGUAUACGUUGGCAAUGUUUCAAGGUACUGUUGCGAUGGAUAGACAGGAGGGCUGGUAAAUACAUCUCGGAAGUGCUCUGCGAUUUUUUUUUAUAGAUAGACAUUUUCUGGUAUACCCCCGGAACGUUUUCUGGUAUUUAAAAACGUCCAGAAUGUCGAGGAAUUGUUUCGAAGGGUUCGUUCGACUUGGUUCAGAUAUUCACCGAAUGCACUGUUACGGGCUGUUUCAUAUUGCAGUUCCAUUUGACGAAAUAUAGUUUUGUUUUCGUCGGCCUACGACGUAUAUAUCGCUUUCGUUGUUUCCGGAGUACAUUUCGUAGCCGACCAAGCUCGGGAUUCCACCACGGUAACUUAUAACCUGCUGCUGAUACGUUUUUAGGAGUAUUGCAUUGCAUUUUGUCCAUACAGCAUAUUACGCUAAUUGACUGCACCAAUGGCCAUUGAGUUGAGAUCGUCGUUGAUUGUAUCAAAAGCGUAACUACGAUCAGAAUGUGUAUCAAAUCUUAAAAUGAAGGGUUUAUGGUGAUGGUCUACCAUUAGUAUAGAUGUCGGAGGCUCAAUCAGUUCAAACACGUCCGUGUCGUUGACGAAGGCUAAAUAUAGGGUCUGUCCAUUCACGUUGCUAAGAGCUGAUUUGACGCAGCGCUCAGCGUUUCUGUGAUGGCCAUCUCUUGUUCCGAAGUUGCAUUUUCAGGAAUGUACCACUUGAAAUCGCCAUCGAGAAUCCACCGGAAAUGAGGGAGAUUGUAAUCGCCCAAAACAAGUACAUUGUAUUGUCGGUUGGUCUUCUCAAGAAUAUUCUGGACCGCAGAUGAGUAAAAGUUGUACAUGUCAAGAUCGCUAUUCGGUCGCAGACAAAUGCAGCAUACAUAUAAAGAUUGACCUGGCAGUGAAAUGCGUACGACAACUUGUUCCAAACGUUCACAACCAGCACAGUUCCUGUUAGAUUUUUCUUUAUCGCUAUAAGAACACCACCUCCGCAGCUUAGAUGACUGGUAGAAGAGUUGCAUCGGUAGAUUGCGUAGUUCGUCGAUGGCUCAGCGUUUAAUAUACCUUCAUGUAGCCAGGUUGCGGUGAGAACGAUAAUAUCGUAGUCGCAGGAAGUGAGGGCAAGCAAGAAAGUUUGCGUUUUAGUUUGCAUUCCGCGAACGUGCUGGUAGUAGACGGACAGUCGUGUGCUGUAUGCGACUGUGUGCUAUGAACCAAAGGGAGCGUAUUAUCAAUUAAAGCAACAAACUCGCCUGAGGAAGAAUUUCGGAAGACCGUCUCACGACCUCCUAAUGCAGGGUCGGGACGACUGAGCUGGUCGCUGGCUGGUAGCGCGACUGCGUUGGAGCGCUAAGGCCUUCGUAGUCCUAUAACGGUCUCAGUGUACCGGUGAUGGCAGCGCAGCGUGAGUUUGUAGAUGUAGUUUCAACGAUGGCUUGGCUAUUAUGCUUCGUUUAAGAAGCGACGGAUUGCACGAACGCAUUGUACACGAUGAUACGCUAGAAACCGAAUGGUUUUCAGAAAGCGAAUUGUUAUGUAAAGCAAAAUACUUGCCUGAGAAGGGAGUUCGGAAGAUCCUCUCACGACCUCCCAACGCAGGGCUUGGGGGCUUAGUACUGUAUAACCUUCUCGGUGUCCCGCUGAUGGUAGUGAAUUUGUAGAUGUAGUUUCGACAAUGCUUCGUUCAAGAAACGGCAGAUUGUGCGAACGUAUUGUAUGUAGCGUGCCAUUGGACGCUAGAAACCAAGUGAUGUUCAGAAAGCGGAGUACGAAAACCAUCUGUGCCUUGUGCGUUCUCAGGAUUACGGACUCGAUGAUCGGUAAAACCAAAAGUAGCGUUAAGGCGGCAUACGGUAACAUUGCCAAAACAGGAGCAUGCUGCAGCACGGAGUGAAUGGGUGACGGGAUUGUGAAAAAAGCGUAAUACUCACCUGAGAUGGGAACCUGAGAGCAGAGCUUAAAAAAAUUGACACCCUUGCGUGAACUUGAAAAAGACACGAAAUUUAAUUCAUGCUCGCCGCGAUGCAUGAAAUGUUUAGUUUGUUUCUCUCGUCAGUCGUUUUCCCGAUACAGCGCAUUCAGGUUCGGAUAUGUUCGGUUUCAGAAGCAAACUGUAUUUUGUUUGUAUGCUGACUCUGAGGGGGAUAAUUGAGCAAAAGUGUACCAGAUAUAGAUUACGCAGUUCACUUAUGCUCGAAAAUGUAAAAGAUUCCAACUUCUGUCUUCAAACUGUCCACGUAAUAACAAAUGAAUGCUUUGGUUGGUGAAGGGAUUAAUAUUUUCUCUGCACUCAAGCAUUCGAUUCUGCAUGAAAUUUCCGUCAGUUGAAAAAUUAAUGAAUGAGGGAGGAGGUGAGUCUGAAUGUUGGUUUCGGUAAAUACAAGCAGAAAUAGGUCACUGAUUUUCAAAUUUCGCAGCACAACCCCCCACCGUCCAUUAAAGAGCGCGUUAAUUUAGUGUUACGCUCGGCUAUUGAUGUGCUGCUACUCCUAGCGUAUUUGGUUAUAGCUUUGAAGUUAGGUUCACAACGAGAGGUUUACGAAUUUUUUUAGCAGAAUGUUCCUCGAAAAAAAUCCAAUGCGACCGUUUUUCAAUCCAGAGGAUCUAAACCGACUGUGAAGGAGACGAAUGUCAUGUUACUGAUAUCCGUUCCUUUGGCAACCAAUUUAACCACCUCAGGAUUCUGCACCAUAUCUAGAUUGGCCCGUUCCAUUGCAAUAAUUUCGUCGUUGGUGACAUCUGGUCGUAUACGGGACAAGCAAAGCCAGAAUUUAUUUUACGGCAACUAAUUUAUUCAUGUAAUGAAUAAUUUAACUAACGAUUUGUUAGAAUGAGGAACAAACGAGGACAACCGUACCGACCGUUUCAGUUUAUAGGGGGUUAGGAUAUAUCGUUGGGAGUGACUUGGCUAUGAAGGUUUAUGUCACUCCUUUGGUCCUUGGGGAUGGGCAGAGGUGUACAAAAACCAAUGCCAUAAUACAUUUAUGCUUUCUCCGCAGUCGAACAUCUGUUUGGUUUUGGUAAGUUAUCACAAAAGUUUGUAAAUAAAUUGUUGCAGUCUUCAGUUUUAUAAAUCGAUUAUUUUAUAUUUAUGUAUACUAUUUUUGUUCGAAGGAUAAUAAAAUAGAAAUAUUCUGAAAGUACUCUAUAAAUACUUGCGUAUAAUUUUGGAAACCUCUGGACAAGUAAGAUCUGAACCGAAACAGCAAACAUGGAGCUUCCUGCUUUACUUUUUUGUCUGUCGAUCUUUGGAUGAUCAAUUUCAAAACGGACAACGUUUCCCGAACGAAUCUAUCCUUCGAAGCAUCGCAAAAAAUUACAAAACGCCUAAAAAUGCAUGUUGCGUACACCAUUGCAAAUUAGAUCAUGUUAGUUUGUUAAUUUUAUGUUCAAACAAACUUUAUUUUAGAAAACAUAUAUAAAAAAGCCUUCCAUGGAACAAAGGUGCAUAUACCAUUGGCAGUGUGGCCGUAACUGAUGACCAAAUAAUAAAUCUUGUGCUUCGUGUAUAAGUUUUAUACUGACUAAAAACCCUACAAACACUUGUUUUGCAACACAGGAAUAAUAGUUUUACGAUAAACGAAACAAACGAUUACACCUCAUACCGUUUAGUGGCAAUCGCCACCAAUAAGCACUUCACAGCAGAAAUAGAACUAGUUCCGGUUUCAUACAUUGCACUUUGUUUAAGUUUUCAAAGAUUUAUAGAUUUGAAGGGAAAUACAAUACAACUGUUGAUAUUUUUUAAUGAUAUUUAUAAUAUAAAUGAAACACAAGGAACAUGAAUAGAAUGACCUUCUUCGGGGGUUGAUAACAGGUAAUAGAAAAUACAAGACAGUUGGUGCUUCCAGCGGAUUCACGUUCGGUUUUUUCUCACAUUUCUUUUAUACUCAAUACUAAAACAUAACACUUAAUUAAAUUACAAAUGUCUUAUGAGUAAGGAUAAAACACCAGUUUUUAGGUAUGGAUGCGUUGUGGUAACCGAAAUGCGGAGAGGAACAACAACUGGCGCUAUAGAAUAUGCAGUGCAUACUUUUGAUAUAAUGCAGAAAGAAAACCAUUGUUUUAGCAGAGUAGAAGUAUUAUAGAGAUGUGUUUUAAUGACGCCAUCUUGCAAAUCUUAGCUCCUUCACUAAUAUAAACAAUACAAUGCAAAUGUUCUGCAAAACUUUCCAAAUUUCGUCAUUUUUUCUACUAGAAUGUUUCAUAUGAAAAAAGUCUGUUUAUUUGGGCAUAUCUUUAUAAACAAUACAGAUACCAGCAGUUCAAGUCGGUUAUGUCUCCACAUAUUAGAACACAUCUGCAUAACUUAGUUCAUAAUAGCCUAAAACUACGCAAUAGAAUAAGAAGAAUAUUAAAACAGCGACACUAUUUUUCAAAAUGAAAGUUACAAAGUGCAUUAUUUAUUGUUGAUAUUGAAUUUCGUAGCCAGUAGCGUUUAAGUCUCGACUGUUUAUUUACAUUUCACAGCCGUUGGGGAAAAAAGUGCUGAAAGUACUAGCGCAAGGCGCGAUAAUUGAAAUACUGUUCUCAGUAUGUAAAAUGAAGAGCGGAAGAAAAAACGGAGCUACUUAUAUAUGUUAUUUACCAACAUGUUCCCUUUUGCUAAUCAUACUGUGAAAAU